AACGGCCGUCAGCACCCCACGCGAUAUUAAGAACGUUCACCGCAUCCGCGGUAACAUGGUUUCCAGUUACAAGAUAUCGCCUCCCACUUUAAAAAUGACAACGUGGCUGAUGGCAAUUUUCUGUCUGGCAACAGCGGGUUGCUCGAACGUCACGGAUCAGCAAACAUCUGAGACACACCACGAUCAGCAGGUAGCGAUCUUGAAACAGAUCAGAAAAGUGAACGAAGACGGUUCUUACACGUACGGCUACGAAGCUGGCGAUGGAUCGUUCAAGGUCGAGAGUCGCGACGUACUAGGCAACAUCAAGGGUACGUUCGGUUUCGUCGACGCCGACGGCGAAAUAAAAAGGGUGUCGUACUCUUCCUCUAACGGGACAGGGUUUAAAGCAACCACCGUGUCACCAUUGCAGGAACAAGUGUCCGUCGUGCAGAGCAUACCGCGCGUAAAUCGCACGACCACGACCAAGAAGCCAAGCAUCGUUUACCCUUCGUCCACCGAAGCGUCCACGAAGUCGUCCGUCGUCCAGAUGAUACCGCGCAACAGAAAGACAACGACGACGUCGACCACGACCACCAGCACGACCACGGAGCAACCGAAAUCGAUAUUCGGUCAUUAUUUGAAAGGGACUGGCAAAAGCAGGCCACGAUUCGUGAUCAACGGCCAACAGAGGCCUAUGGUGAUCGACGAAGAGAGCGAAGAGGACGAAGAUUCUCAGAUAAACCGACCAAGCACCGAGGACAAGACCUCCACCUACAGACGGAUCAUCUUUGCCAAGAGACCUGUCGAUCAGACGCUUCGGCCAAUCUCGGACGACUUCGUGGAAAAAGAUGACGAGGCUAAGGUGACGACAGGGAACAAUUUAAGAAGACAGCUGCACGAUGAGACCACCAAGCCCAACCCAGUCGUGGAAACCAGUAACGACGACCAUCCCGACGUGUACGGAGGAUCUUUAUCUACCACGCGUCCUCUAUUUACAACGACCACGCCACCGAGAGUUCUUCAACGCGUGCCAGCCAAUCGCAUCGACAGAACCAAGCUUUACUUGAACCGAGAAAAUCUUGGACCAGCCAGGUUCGAGAACGUCAAGUACGACGGUUCUAGGGUCUACGAGGCAGAGACGAAAGCACCUCGCGAGGAAACUCGCGUACCUAGCCGAGUCCAAGAAAACAGAGAGUACAUAAGGCAAAGCACCGAGCCAGUGUUCGUCAGGCAGCAUCCAGAUCAGUAUCUGAGAGAAUUGCCAGGCGGGAGGAUCUUGUUACCGUCUCAGCAGAGUAACAUCGACGAGGAUCCCGCUUACAGACAGAUCCCUCUCAACAGAAUCCUGUUGCGUCCCAUUCCAGGCCAGCAGCCACUAUAUUCAACGACCACGGAUGCAAAUAUUCAUUAUCUGACGGAGAAUCCUCUCCCGGGUCAAGAAGAGGACCCUCGGUUAGCGGUGACGCAGGGAUACAUGCGUCCAAGGCCGUUCCCGAGGCCAGUGAUCUAUCAGGAUCCCGAGCCGAGACCUAGGCCAGUUCUGAGACCGGUUCCACAGCCGAUGAACCAUGCUGAGGAGGACAGAGAGUAUCCAACGACCUCGGAGUAUCCUUACAGGGCCAGCACGAUCGCCUUGCCUCCUGAGCCACCAAACCCGAUCGCUCCUCCCCUCAGUCGAAGGGACUUCCAAAUGCUGCUUAGGAGACUGCUCGUCAGCCAGUACGGCGUCCAGGCGCUCUCUUAUCCGAAGACGUACCUGGAGGACGCUCUGUACGAUCAGCAGCCUUAUCCUUCUUAUCAGCCGGGCUACCAAACGCCCGCACCGCGGCCUGAUAUAGGAUACGAUCAGCAGCUAGCUGUUCAGUACGGCGACAGGGUACCUCUGAGACGUCCCAUGUACGCUAGAGCCCUGAGUCCUGUUUACCAACAGCAACAAUUCGAAGAUUACAACGACGGGAGGUUCGCCAAGAGAGUCUACAGGCAAAAGUUCUACACUCAAGAGGUCAGCGACGAGGGAGACGAGAUCCUGCCUGCUCCUAUCAGGGAGGCUCUUUUGCUGAGGAUGCUUCAGCUGGCCAUCAAUUCUGAACGUCCACCCAUGGCCACGACCCCGAUGAUGACCACGACGACGUCGGGGUACAGGAAGACCGGGCCCGUCAGGAGCGUGCAGAUCAUCACCGAUGACGACGAGGAGGAGAAGGAAGCUAUGAAGAAAAAGAUGUAACGGUUAGAUUAUUCGAGAUUUUUAAAGUUUCAGAGUUUAUUUUUGUACGGUCUGACGAGGUAGCAGUCGAUUAAUCGAUGGUAGACAAUUUAAUGGAGAUCGAUAUGUAUCUGAUAUAGUUUCUUAGUCGAGUUGAACUUGAUUCGUGCGUCUCUUGUUGGAGAUAGAACGAUAGUAGAAUUAUAAAUUUUGAGAAAUUAAAGUUUGUACUUAAUUAGAGAGACGUACUGUGCAAAAUUUCUGAGAAAUUCGGAUCACCAAUUUCAGACUGUAUUAUUUAUUUCUUUUUACGAACGUUGCUUUCUCAUUUAACGGUUCAUUUAUUCUCCUGCACAGGUCUAGCUGGGACUGUAAUAUUUAGAAUACGAAUUACAUUUAUACCAGGAGAAUGCUUGAAAAAUGCAUUUAAAGUAUACUUAUUUUAAAGAGAAUUAAAGGAAAUAUCACGUUAUUUCUGGAAUUUUCAGUUAUUGUUAGAAUAUACAGUGUGUCUUCCAUUGGGUAAUAGAACCGAAUGGAAUGUGAUACUAGGUGAAAAAAAUGAAUGGAAAAUGUGAAGUAAUCUUUUCAAUUGGAGGCUUUAUUUUUUAAGAAUUCGUUUUCAAAGUUCCUUGGGCCAUGCGAUUUAUAAAAAAGUUUCUUGGACCUUAGAUGUCAAUUUUGCUUAUAUACUAUGUAUGACGGGGAUAAAUUUAAAAUCAUAGAAUCAGAUAAAUCAGGAAUAUUAUUCUUGAAUAGUUAACUGUAAUUCAGUUAACCUAAAGAUAUGUGCGAGUCGAGUCUCACAAGUCAGUAUGCGCCAAAACAGAUUUAAACUCGAUUAUCUCAAGAAUGAAUCUUCGUAAAAAAAAAUUGUAUUAGACAUUUUCGAUUCAUUUUUUCACGUACAAUCAUUUUCAUCUCGGUUUACCACUCAUCGAGGACCUUCCUAUUAGUUAUACACCGCUCAACAGUCAGACUUUCCUUUUCUUUCGUUUAAUCUUCAAGCUACAUUACGGGCGCCCUGAACAUUUCAAAGAAGUAUAAAUAAUUAUGAAACAUCCGUACGAGCUGUCCCAUACAAUGAAAUAAUUCUCAUCAAUCCAGCGUUCCACGUUAUCUCACGAAUUACUAUGGCAGCGUGAUACAAUUCCCUAGCUUUUAUUGUUUUUCGAAAAAGGAAUAAUCCGCCGGACCAAUUUAGAAAUGAAAAGUGACAGUAUUAAUUACGACGGUUGCGGUAUAAUUGAGAACUCAUCAUUUCCUCGUAACGAGAACCGGCGUACAAAAGACCGUGAGAAGAUGAAAAUGUAACGCUGAUAGACAAUCGCCGCGGCAUAGUUUUCACGGAACACGCUGGAAUCGUCGGCGAAACGAAUCGCCUUCUCGGAAAGGGAAAUGUCCUGUGUGUUCGUUCGACGAUUUUCCGCACGACAACUUUCAACAAUCUCACAACGCUCGUUUUUGCUUUCAAGACAGAUCGUCGUUGCCUUCAAACCGUUCCAACGAGGGAGCAAUUAAGAGUGCGUUGGUACACGCGUGACUAUUAUGUUUAUCAUGCAUACGGCCGCAUUACACUCUGUCACGUUAAAUUAUAGCAUAGACAUCCCAAAGAUGACCGGUAGCGUAAACAGUAGAGCACUGAACGAAAGUACUUUAACUCUAGUUUAAACGUGGCCACGUUCAACAUCAUCGUCGACAAUUUUCGGGUUAACCGCUGUGUCAAUCGUGAGGCUUGAUUAUGUUACUUUACUGAUUAUGACGGUGGAAUCACAUUUUAGUAGAUUGAAUUUUUAUUCAAGUUGAAGGGACUUUUAUUUUUUUUUUUUUUUAUUUUUUGGAGAAAGAACAUCAUGUUGACUUAGUAUAUGAUUAGAUUAUUGCACAUUUCUUGUUUUAUUCCAUUGAUGUCCAAGCCUUAUUCUCGUCAGAGUAAACACCUUCAGCUUAUGAACUACCUAGAUGGCUUUCUUAUUUCUAGUAUCUCUAGAUACCUUUAUUAAAUUCUUAAUUACACUUGUCAACGUUGUUGUUAUACUUUCAUCCUUAUUUAUUCAAAUUAGAAACUGUCGUUUCUUGCUACAAACUUUCUAAUCGAUUCAAUCCUGUCAUUUCCUUAGCUGAUUGCUCAGAUAAACAAGAUCUAAUGAAACUAUCUAUAUACGCUAUCAAAUGGUUUUACAGUGAAAGUAUAUAAUAAUGAUAUACUGAUGGUGAACUAUAUAAAAUUGACACGCUUGAUGCAAAACUUGUCAUACUAUAAUAUUACCAAUAUUUCAAUCAUAGCAUUGAUAUAAUUGCUCUACGUUGAUCUAAAUUUAUUACAUUGAACCUGAAGAAGGUUUCUAAUAAACAAUGCAAUUCAAAAAAUUUCUAUCAAAUUUACGAACACGACCCGUAACUUGUCGCGAAAUUAUCGACGACGGCGUUAAACGUGACUGGGCCUCCUCGUGACAUCGCCCUUUAGAGUUCGAUCCAUUGUAAAUAUAACGUUAUAUACACUAGUGUAAAAUAUGUAUCGAAAUAAAAGGAGAUAGAUGAUAGAUAGCGUUGGUGUGAGAAUUCAUUUCAUAAGCCUCUGAGAGCCGGCGCACCAGGAAAGAAUAGUAACGUGUCUCUACCGCUGGUAAUUAGCAUCGUCAAGUUGCGACACUUAGCCGACGGAUACGCGAACUUGUAUUUGUUAGGCAGUGGUGUAGGCCCACACGGCGAGGGCGGAGAUCAUGGGACUUUGCACGUGAAUUCCACACUUCCACCUAUUCAGAACUCGCUUAGCCGUUGCCAAAUGCCCGGAUGGAGACACUCAGCGUUCGGGAAAGUCUGUGCCACUGUUAUGUGAGAAAGCCGACCGAUUGGAAGCUAACCAGACCAUCUUUGUUUCGAGAAGAAACACCAGUGACUCGUGACGAAUGAAGACUGUCCACUAUAAGUCACUGGGCUCUUACAAUGGAAGCCCAUUAUUCGCAUUAGGGAGCUGCGUACACCUGGAAGAAGCGUAAGUCAAAUGAACAUUGCGCAUUCCUUGUUAGGGAAAUUGUGUCGUAAAUGGUACGAGUAAUCCAUUUAGAAAGAUUUAAAUUGGGAUAAACGCAAGUAAGAACGAGGUUGUCC
Hylaeus anthracinus is the source of this 5293-nucleotide messenger RNA. RefSeq lists its product as uncharacterized. NCBI's taxonomy places the organism in Eukaryota, Metazoa, Arthropoda, Insecta, Hymenoptera, Colletidae. Gene Ontology annotation, cellular component: chitin-based extracellular matrix. The coding region runs from base 56 to 2203 and encodes 715 amino acids. The record is from RefSeq and is a predicted model, not a curated record. Gene Ontology annotation, molecular function: structural constituent of chitin-based larval cuticle. The transcript is spliced from 3 exons.